UUAUUUCUAAUCUUGUUAAUCUAUUCUUGCUUACUUCUCCACCAGAUAUGAAGGGAGAAAUGGCUCAAAGAAUCUUCAGUGACAUUUGUGGGCUUCGAUAUAACAGAUCAUUAGGAUUAUCAAGAAUAACUGGAGGAGUAUCAUCUGGGAAAUGGCCAUGGCAAGCCAGUCUCCAGCGAAACAACAUCCAUCGUUGUGGUGCAACAUUGAUCAGCAACACAUGGCUUCUAUCUGCAGCACAUUGCUUCAGAGAAGCAAAAAAUCCACAUAAAUGGACAGUUAGCUUUGGAACCUAUUUAAGACCUUCUCUAAUGAUACGGCUUGUCAAAACAAUUAUAAUUCAUGAAAAAUACCAGAAUGCAGGCCAUGAACAUGAUAUUGCUGUUCUGCAGUUGACUAAAAGUGUAGAGUUUACAAAUGCUAUUCACCGAAUUUGUCUCCCAGAUUCAAAUGAAAAGAUUCCAUAUAAUAUUGAUGCUGUGGUUACAGGAUGGGGGGCACUUAGUAAUGAGGGUGAAACGCCUAAUGUCCUUCAGGAAGCAACAGUAAAACUCAUAGACUCCAAAGUUUGCAAUAGAAAGGAAGUGUACAAUGGGGCAAUAAAACCUGGAAUGAUAUGUGCUGGAUAUCUUGAAGGAGGAAUUGAUUCGUGCCAGGGUGACUCCGGGGGUCCACUGAUGACAUUUGAUUCAAGACAAAUGUGGUACCUUGUUGGCAUAGUGAGCUGGGGGGAUGAAUGUGGAAAACCAAAUAAGCCUGGCGUCUACACACGAGUGACUUACUAUCGAGACUGGAUUACUAAAUAUACCGGGCUUUGAUGUGUGUCAAACUGCCGGCCCGUGGACCAGACG
This is a messenger RNA of Protobothrops mucrosquamatus (brown spotted pit viper), 851 nucleotides long. RefSeq names its product transmembrane protease serine 11C. Gene Ontology annotation, molecular function: serine-type endopeptidase activity. NCBI's taxonomy places the organism in Eukaryota, Metazoa, Chordata, Lepidosauria, Squamata, Viperidae. The record is from RefSeq and is a predicted model, not a curated record. The coding region runs from base 48 to 818 and encodes 256 amino acids. Gene Ontology annotation, biological process: proteolysis. The transcript is spliced from 6 exons.